This is a messenger RNA of Colletes gigas, 845 nucleotides long. RefSeq names its product small nuclear ribonucleoprotein-associated protein B (gene SmB). The transcript has 3 exons. The coding region runs from base 133 to 786 and encodes 217 amino acids. NCBI's taxonomy places the organism in Eukaryota, Metazoa, Arthropoda, Insecta, Hymenoptera, Colletidae. Gene Ontology annotation, molecular function: RNA binding. Gene Ontology annotation, cellular component: cytoplasm; U2 snRNP; catalytic step 2 spliceosome. Gene Ontology annotation, biological process: mRNA splicing, via spliceosome. The record is from RefSeq and is a predicted model, not a curated record.
GUUAUCGAACCGAACAGUUUGAUUUGUUGUACCCGGUAAAUAGUUGCUUUUUAAUACUGCAAUUGUUUACGAAAGCCUAACCAAAUCAUAAUUAUUUUCUGAUUUUUACACGGUGAAAAAAAAACAAUCAAAAUGACGAUCGGUAAGAACAAUAAGAUGCUGCAACACAUAAAUUACAGAGUCAGAAUCAUUUUACAAGAUUCCAGGACCUUCAUAGGCACAUUCAAAGCUUUCGAUAAGCAUAUGAACUUGAUACUUGGUGAUUGCGAAGAAUUUCGUAAAAUUAAACCAAAGAAUACAAAGCAACCGGAGAGAGAAGACAAACGUGUAUUAGGUUUUGUACUCUUAAGGGGGGAAAAUAUUGUUUCAUUGACCGUGGAAGGACCUCCGCCACCGGAAGAAGGACUGCCCAGAGUACCUAUUCCCGGUGCUGCGCCAGGACCUGGCAUGGGUCGUGCAACUGGUCGUGGUAUGCCUGCAAAUGUUGCCGGAGUACCUGCCGGAUUGCAAGGACCUGUUCGAGGUGUUGGUGGCCCGUCGCAGCAGAUAAUGACACCGGGAGCCAGGGGUCAAGUCUCUGCACCUCCGCAGAUGCAUCCUGGUGGCCCUCCACGUAUGCCAGUUGGAGGCCCUCCACCAGGGAUGAUGGGUCCACCACCUGGGAUGAUGGGUAUGCCACCAGGAAUGCCACCCAUGGGGCGUGGAGGUCCACCAAUGGGACCACCAGGAAUGAGGGGUCCACCUCCUGGUAUGAUGCGGGGUGGGCCACCUCCACGUCCAUAUUAAUAAUUUUUUAAAUAUAUUACUGUAUCUGAUAAUAAUAAAAAUCCCCUUUGUAAUUCUAA